Lodderomyces oxycetoniae is the source of this 1536-nucleotide messenger RNA. RefSeq lists its product as uncharacterized. The coding region runs from base 1 to 1536 and encodes 511 amino acids. Gene Ontology annotation, cellular component: mitochondrion; mitochondrial inner membrane. Gene Ontology annotation, biological process: cardiolipin acyl-chain remodeling; phosphatidic acid biosynthetic process; lipid homeostasis. The transcript has a single exon. Lineage: Eukaryota; Fungi; Ascomycota; Pichiomycetes; Serinales; Debaryomycetaceae. The record is from RefSeq and is a predicted model, not a curated record. Gene Ontology annotation, molecular function: lysophosphatidic acid acyltransferase activity; A2-type glycerophospholipase activity.
AUGAGAUUUAAAAGAUUAAGGUGCGAUUCAAUGAUUCAAACCGGGUGGAAAUGCAGAUUUGUACGGUGUUUUUCUACAAAGAAUGGCUCAAAAUUUAUACUACCCAAGAGUUAUCAAGUAAAUAAAAUAUUUUCCAAGACUCUACCGUUUAAAAAGUGUAUCAAGAUAUGGUGGAAUUCGUUAUCUGCAAAUAGACUUGCUACCAUACAAAACGAGUUGAUCGAUUUGAUGGUCCCUGAGUCAUUGGAGAAUACUGGAGUAAUGAAAGUUGCAAAACAGGUAGUAACAGACCAAAAUGGCAAUUACAUCAACGAAGUAGGGUUCAAGGUUAUUAAUGGCGAGAAUUUACCAACCAAACAUUUGGUUUUCAUACAUGGAUAUGGUGCAUCAUUAGGUUGUUUUGCGCGAAAUUUCCAAAUCAUAAAUCAGUUUAAAACAAGCACCAAGUUCAACUACCAUGUACAUUUUCUAGAUAAUAUCACAUUUGGACUUUCAUCUAACCCCAAAUUGGAGAAUAAGGCAGUUUCAUGGAAGAUCCCGCCAUGUGCAGAAAUAAAGCUUUUCGAUAAUGAAGAUCCCGAUAAGCCAAAGAGGUUAUACAAAAAGUAUUAUAAGCUAAUUGAUGGGUAUCAAUUGUGUCCAGAGAACUUUGCACGUUACCAGUCUUAUUUCAAGCCGAUUUUGGAGGAUAUGGAGUCAUUUUACUGUACGGCAAUUGAUCAAUGGAGAGAAGCUAGUAAGAUUCCACAAAUUGAUUUCUUAAUAGGACAUUCCUUUGGAGCGUACUGGUGUGGGUCAUAUGCAUUAAGAAACCCAAAUAAGAUCCGGAACCUCAUUUUAUUGUCCCCAGUUGGUUUAGAGAGACACGUUAUGGCGAUUACAAACGAUGAUAAGAUUACGAAUGCUAUAGAGAAACCCAAUUUGGACCCAACAACAUAUAAAUUUCUUAGUCGGCUCCCGAUACUAUCGCAAAGUCACAUUUUGCAAUGGUACUACAAGAUUCCAUAUUUACCUAGAUUUUUACCUUAUUUAGGCCCAUUUGGAGUGAAAAUGUAUUUCAAAAUGUGGCUUCCCAAACUUGCCAAGAUCAACAAGUUGAUUGUUAAGCACGGGGGUGCAGAGGAGAUUUUCACCAGCGGGAAUGAUUUGGUGUAUGGCUCUAAAAAGGAGAUUGAACUAAUUGUGGAAUAUUUGUACAACUCGAUAUCAAAUGGAAGUCAUAGUGACAUUUACGUUAGAUACUUGUUGACUCCUGCAACUGUGAGCAAAUGGCCCUUGUACGAUAAAUUUGUCACAGCAUUUGACUUUAACCCUGAGAGAUUCAAGUUUAAUUUUUAUUUAUUCUAUGGAGAAUAUGAUUUUAUGAAUUCUGAGGCAGGAGAGAAAUUGAUUGCAAAAUUAAAAACUCGACAGCUGCAACAACACUUUGUAUACGAUGAGAUUGCCGAAGGCGGACACAAUUUGUAUAUUGAUAAUCCUUUUGACACUAAUAGGAAAAUAUACGAGAUAGCCAUGAAGGAGGAGACUAGAGACUAA